Molecule: messenger RNA, 2170 nt
Organism: Carlito syrichta (Philippine tarsier)
Lineage: Eukaryota; Metazoa; Chordata; Mammalia; Primates; Tarsiidae
Gene: MSANTD2
Product: Myb/SANT DNA binding domain containing 2
Exons: 5
Coding region: 503-1492 (329 amino acids)
Source: RefSeq, a predicted model, not a curated record
AGCCGCCGCCGCCGCCUGCCGGGGCAUGUCGUGGACGCCAGCCGAGACGAACGCGCUCAUCGCAGUGUGGGGCAACGAGCGGCUGGUGGAGGCGCGGUACCAGCAGCUGGAGGGAGCCGGCACGGUGUUCGGCAGCAAGGCCCCUGGGCCAGCCAUGUACGAGCGCGUGUCCCGGGCCCUGGCCGAGCUGGGCUACGAGCGGACCCCGUCCCAGUGCCGGGAGCGCAUCAAGCUGGUUCGAUGCCCAGAACUGAAUGCUGUGCUCCAGCUGUGGCCUCACCGGUGCUGAAUAGAGAGGAAGAGCCACCUUCAUAGCUUACAUACCCUUCGCAGGUGUUACAGUCGGGUGAAAGAACAUGGUGUUGGGAAAAGAAAGAGCAGUUACACAUUUGAACAGUUGGAACAGGUGUUUGGUCAGGGAGGAUGGGAUGCUCAGCCCUGCCAGCCUGUACUUAUUAACAGUAGUGGCUUGUACCAGGAGCUGGAGUCAGAUGGCAGCACUAUGGAGGACUAUUCACAGGAGGACUGGGGAAACCACAGUCAGGAUCUCCACGGCUAUCCAACAGAUCAGGAAUUGGAUGAAAUACCUGUCACAAAGAGAACAUUAAAAAUAAAACAAGAGUCUUCUGAAGAAGCACAGAAAAGAGACAUCAUGCAGAAUAUUGUACAGAUUUUGGAAUCAGUACAGUUGAAAUGGGAACUGUUUCAGAGCUGGACAGACUUUUCAAGGCUCCAUCUUUCUAAUAAACUGGCCAUUUUUGGGAUUGGUUAUAACACCCGUUGGAAAGAGGAUAUCCGUUACCAUUAUGCCGAGAUCAGCUCCCAGGUGCCCCUUGGCAAGCGACUUCGGGAGUACUUCAACUCUGAGAAGCCUGAGGGACGGAUCAUUAUGACCCGAGUGCAGAAAAUGAACUGGAAGAAUGUUUACUACAAAUUUUUGGAGAUCACUAUUAGUGAAGCUAGGUGCUUGGAGCUGCACAUGGAAAUUGACUGGAUACCCAUCGCCCACUCCAAACCAACUGGUGGGAACGUUGUUCAAUAUUUAUUGCCCGGAGGCAUUCCUAAAAGCCCAGGCCUUUAUGCCAUUGGCUAUGAAGAAUGUAUCGAGAGGCCCCUCUCACCCCACACAGAGCUACGGUCCCUGGAACCAGGGAAAGAGGGCCGGGUUGACCUGGAAACCCUUUCAGCACAAGCCUCAUUACAGGUGGAAAUAGAACCCACCCGAAUUAUCUAUUGCUACCUCGGGAUUGCUGAGGUUAGGACUCUGCAGCAAUGCUUAUUUUUACAUUUCCAAGCAAAUACCAAAACCUUCAGCAAAGAUUGGGUUGGUAUUAAUGGGUUUUUGUCUCAGAACUGUAUUGUGGAUCCUGGAGUUUCCCCCAAAUCCAUCUAUAUCAAAUUUGUAGAAGUAGAGAGGGAUUUUCUUUCCGCUGGCUCUUUAGUUGAGUGCCUGGAAAAAGCCAUUGGAUACCCCUUGAAAUUUAACAACUGAAUGUCAUCCUUCAUAAGGAUUUGGGCUCUUCCCUCUUCUCUACUCACUUCCCAUUACCCAGAUGUCCCUCAUUCAGAUGCUACCAUCGGACUCUUCAUGGAAACUCUCCACACUAGGGCCAGUACAACUUCUAAGGAAUCAUAGUAGACUUGGGGCAGAAAAAACAGACCUCACCUGGAAGUGCUCAUUUUGAGUGAGCAAAAUAUAUAAUGAACCUGCAUGGUGGGUCAGCUACUUCUUUUUUAAAAACAAGAAACAAUUUUUAAAUGGAUUUUAGAGCCCUAAUAUAAACAAAUGUAGGUACAUUCCAUAUUGGACAAGACUUAUACUUUGAGUUUCAUAUGAAAUUGAAAAAUUGUAUUUUUUUCACAAUGUUUCAUUUUUACACAUCUCUAUGUCUCUAUAUAAGUAAUAUUUACAACUCUAAAUAAAUAAGCAAUAGAUAAUGGCAAGUUAAAUCUUGAGUCACAGUAAAUAAAUAAGACUGUUUUUCAAUAUCACCCUUAGCUAUUAUUGUAUAUAAUUUAGAGUUUCAUUUUUUUUCACCAACCAAGUGUUUUGCUAUUUCCAAUCAGUGUUGCCUGCAAAGACCUUUGUUUCUGUGAUGUACCAACUUUACGGUUGUGUUGCCGUUUAAACUUUUUAUAAAAAAAAUUAAAGUAAUUCCUGGCCUCUGGA